This is a messenger RNA of Enterobius vermicularis (human pinworm), 1662 nucleotides long. NCBI's taxonomy places the organism in Eukaryota, Metazoa, Nematoda, Chromadorea, Rhabditida, Oxyuridae. The record is from the annotation of a GenBank genome assembly.
AUGAGUUUGCCGUGGGUUGAUAAAUAUAAGCCGACAAGCUUAAAGCAUUUGGUCGGGCAGAGUGGAGAGAAAUCGCCUAUGAAUAAAUUGCUGGGAUGGUUAAGAGACUGGCCGAAGUAUCACAUGGGGGAAGGAGCGAAGCAAAAAAAGCCAAGGCCACCUCCAUGGUUAGCUCAGAGUGACGGUUCGUCAUUCAAGGCUGUUUUGUUAAGUGGUCCGCCAGGCAUUGGCAAAACGACUUGUGCCUUGUUGGCAUGUAAAGAACUUGGUUUGGAAUAUGUUGAGAUGAAUGCUUCUGAUGUUCGGAGUAAGAAAUUGCUGGAUUCAAAAUUUAGUGAAUUAAUGGGUUGCCGACAAAUAAACCAAUUUUUUGGGAAAGAUGCAAAGGUGAAAUCAGCUCAAAAGGGCUCAAAUUCGAACAAGCUUACCCAUUUGCUAAUUAUGGAUGAGGUCGAUGGGAUGAGUGGAAAUGAAGACAGAGCCGGACUUGCUGAAUUGAUCAAAAUGAUAAAGGACACAAAGAUUCCUGUGAUAUGUAUUUGCAAUGACCGUCAGUCGCCAAAAAUGCGUACUCUGGUCAACUACUGUUUUGACUUACGGUUUCCUCGCCCAAGAGUCGAACAGAUCAGGUCUCGGAUUCAGACAAUCGUCUUCCAAGAAAAGCUAAAGUUGACAAAAGAGGAAGUAGACGAUAUCAUUGGUGCUUCCAAUCAUGAUGUCAGACAAACCAUAUAUAAUCUUCAGCUUUUGGGUCGUGGUGGCAAACAAGAAAUUCAAAAAAAAGAUGUGGCAGUGAAUCUUUUCGAAGCUGCUCGUCUUCUUCUGAACACUGGUAAUGGACUUUUUGAAAAGGAGAGAUUGUUUUUCGUCGAUUACUCGAUAAUGCCCCUUUUUGUACAGGAGAAUUACCCAAAUCUUGUGCCGACUAAUGCAAGCAAAAAAACGCUCUUGAAUUCAUUACGGCGAGCUGCGGACAGCAUUUCCACUGGUGACCUUACAGACAGAAUUAUUCGGAGUACCGGGUCCUGGUCACUUUUAAAAGAACAAAGGUCCUUCCAAGAAGGCACAUUUUUCAGGAUUUUCGCAGACUGUUGCUCAUUGGUUACCGAGUAUGUGCCAAUGAUGAGGGACGGGUUAUCACUUCCUUUGAUCCGAAAGGAGAAUGCUGGGAUCCCAGAUGUUGUGGCGAUGCUGGAUGAAUACGACCUCACUCGUGAGGACUCUGAUACCAUAGCGGAUGUUGGAACAUGGUCAGAAAUGGAGGAUUACAGGAAAAAAAUCUCGACCAAAGUUAAAUCUGCGCUUACUCGGACAAUCAAUAAACAUUCUCACUCAUUACCAUACUCGAUGGAUGAGGUGCCAAAGAAGCGUGCCCGAUAUGCAGCUGAACCCGAGCUUGAAAUUGAUGAGGAAGGAAAUCUUAGAGAAGUGAAUGAUACUGACGAGCUUAAUGAGGAAGAAAAAGGAGAAAAUGAUUCGGAGGUCUCACUACCUGUCGGCAAACCUCCUGCCCCAAAAUCAGAGUCAAGUGAGUAUAGUGGUUUUUUUGUCGCGGGAGACGAGGCACGGGUAGAGGAGGCAGCCACCCUGGAAGAGGGUCAGGACCCAGAGGAGGCCAUUCUAGAGGCAGAGGGAGGGGUCGUUGAGAUAUACUUCACGUAG